Paramuricea clavata is the source of this 3800-nucleotide messenger RNA. The record is from the annotation of a GenBank genome assembly. Lineage: Eukaryota; Metazoa; Cnidaria; Anthozoa; Malacalcyonacea; Plexauridae.
AUGUUGACCUGUGAUGGAGUUAUGACAGUUUAUGUAGACGGCGUUAAACAAAACAACAAAACAUCAGGCUACGAAACUGCCCAAAACUACAACAUUCCUACAGGCUCGACUGUCCUCGCUAUCCACUGUCAUAAACCUGGCAAAUCACCAAAAAUAUUAGGCACCAUCGACGUUUCCGUGGUAACCGGCAGCAAAGGCUGGUUAUGUACCGACCAGUAUUAUCCCGCGUGGAACUCCGCGCAAUUCGUGGACACAUCGUGGGCUCCCGCAGUGGCUUACUGGAGAAAUGAGUUGGAAAUCCCGUAUGGAAAAGUAGAGAAUAUUUCGAGCUCCGCCAAGUGGAUUGGAACCGAGAACGGCACAGAUUUGUAUUGUAGAUUUUCCUUAUGUCCUCAAAGAGGUAUUGGGCCAUUCACAAAGGAUGUCCGGCCAAAUGAUGGAUUUUCAGAACCCCCCUCCCCCCCUUGUCCGGCAUUGUCCGAAUUAGUGACCCCUCCCCCCGGACAUCCGCCAUGCCUCGCAAAAACUCACACAACCUUGUAUAUAUCAAGAGUAAAAAACUUUUUUUACUUUUAGAACUUUUUUUAUAACUGUAAAUGUGAACACAAAAACAUAUAAAUUACUAAUUAAAACAAAAUCUAGUGUUAACCGCAUAUAGUCAAAAUGCCAAUUUCACAAUGGAAAGGACUGCUCAAAAUAGAGGAAAAAAGAAAUUUGUUUUUGAAUUUUUUUAAAUUUCGGACAUCCGGAUUGCUAACCCCCCCCCCUCCCCCCUAUGUCCGAGUUUGUCCUGAUUUUCCAAACCCCCCUCCCCCCUCGGCUCGGACAUCCUUUGUGAAUGGCCCCUAAUGCUUUAUUCAAGGCGUUUUGCUCCUAAUUUGUAAGACCAUUCACUAUGUUCAUAUAUAUAUAUAUAUACCAAAAUCCAGUAUAUACACGCAUGCAUAUAAAUAAAUAUACCAAAAUCUCAAACUCGUUAAUAAUUCCGGAGUAAUUAGCCAACCAUAUUGCUUUAUUUGGCUCACAUGAUAAUGUUGUCUCCCUAUACAGUGAUAAUACUGGACACCUGGUGAAGUAUGAUUCAGUCCUAGGACUGGAUCAAAAUUAAUUCAGUCCUAGGACUGGAUCAAAAUUAAUUCAGUCGUAGGACUGGAUCAAAAUUAAUUCAGUCGUAGGACUGGAUCAAAAUUAAUUCAGUCGUAGGACUGAAUCAAAAUUAAUUCACUCGUAGGACUGGAUCAAAAUUAAUUCAGUCGUAGGACUGGAUCAAAAUUAAUUCAGUCCUAGGACUGGAUCAAAAUUAAUUCAGUCGUAGGACUGGAUCAAAAUUAAUUCACUCGUAGGACUGAAUCAAAAUUAAUCCAGUCGUAGGACUGGAUCAAAAUUAAUUCAGUCGUAGGACUGAAUCAAAAUUAAUUCACUCGUAGGACUGGAUCAAAAUUAAUUCAGUCGUAGGUCUGGAUCAAAAUUAAUCCAGUCGUAGGACUGAAUCAAAAUUAAUUCAGUCGUAGGACUGGAUCAAAAUUAAUUCAGUCGUAUAGGACUGGAUCAAAAUUAAUUCAGUCGUAGGACUGAAUCAAAAUUAAUUCACUCGUAGGACUGGAUCAAAAUUAAUUCAGUCGUAGGACUGGAUCAAAAUUAAUUCAGUCCUAGGACUGGAUCAAAAUUAAUUCACUCGUAGGACUGAACCAAAAUUAAUUCAGUCGUAGGACUGGAUCAAAAUUAAUUCAGUCCUAGGACUGGAUCAAAAUUAAUUCAGUCGUAGGACUGAACCAAAAUUAAUUCAGUCGUAGGACUGGAUCAAAAUUAAUUCACUCGUAGGACUGGAUCAAAAUUAAUCCAGUCGUAGGACUGAAUCAAAAUUAAUUCAGUCCUAGGACUGGAUCAAAAUUAAUUCACUCGUAGGACUGAACCAAAAUUAAUUCAGUCGUAGGACUGGAUCAAAAUUAAUUCAGUCCUAGGACUGGAUCAAAAUUAAUUCAGUCGUAGGACUGAACCAAAAUUAAUUCAGUCCUAGGACUGGACCAAAAUUAAUUCACUCGUAGGACUGGAUCAAAAUUAAUUCAGUCGUAGGACUGGAUCAAAAUUAAUUCAGUCCUAGGACUGGAUCAAAAUUAAUUCACUGGUAGGACUGAACCAAAAUUAAUUCAGUCGUAGGACUGAAUCAAAAUUAAUUCAGUCGUAGGACUGAAUCAAAAUUAAUUCAGUCCUUGGACUGGAUCAAAAUUAAUUCAGUCCUUGGACUGGAUCAAAAUUAAUUCAGUCCUAGGACUGGAUCAUAUUAAAUUAGUUCGUCUCACCUUAGUGAUUCAAUCGUAUGAGAUGUCAUUUCAAAUCCUCCAAUAGACCUUUCCCCUUAUGAGUGAAAUUUUGAUCUAGACCUAGUGUGGCGGAUAUGUGCAUGGAUGUUUCCGAAGAGGGUUAAAAGCACCAAAUUGUGCACAGUAGCAUCUUUUUAUGAGGAGAACAACAUGCAAAAGUGGGGCCAUCGUGAAACUGUUUUUUUAGAGAGUUACGAUGCUAUUAGCAUUAUUUGCUAUUAAAUUCUACUACAACAAAAAUUGUGAAAUUUUGAAUUCAAUCACGACAAAUAUAACUUGCAUCAUCAGAAAGCUUGUAAAAAACUAUAUAAAAGACUUUUAAACAGUUUUUUGAUUCUUCAAAUGGUUAUUGCUGUAAAUUAGGCACAUUAUCUCGCUAAAAGUCCCUAAUUAAUUAUUCGAUGUUUGGAAAUGCGUUUUUAACAGUUUAUAAUUCGAAAACUAUUUCAGAAAUCAAAAAACUGUCUAAAUGUCUUAUAUGCAGUUUUUUAUAAGCUUUCUGAUGAUGCAAGUCAUAUUUGUUGUAAUUGAAUACACAAUUUCACAUGUUUUGGCUAUAAUAGAAUUCAAUAGAAGAAAAUCACUAAUCACCCGUUUUCAGGAGUUAGCAGCAAAAUAGCGAUGCCCCACUUCAAAUAUCUAUUAAGCAAAUAAAACUACAUCAAUUGUAAAAGUUUGAUGCUUUUAACCUCAACGGGAACUACUGAUCAAUAAUUUUACACAUAUCCGCCUCACUAAUAUGCCAGGAAAAAAAUUUCAUCACAGCUUGAAAGAGCAUCACAAAAUUAGUAAUAUUCCGAAGUUUCGUUGCGAAAUGUUGUAAAAUGCGGAUAAUAUAGCCUUGCGAAAUUUGCCGUUUUUCAGUCAUUUGGCAUGCAUUGCAAACGGGAAAUUGAUAAUCAGAUGAUCAAACUGAUUAUCAAUUUCCCAUUUGUAAUACAAAAUGACUGAAAAACGGCAAACUUCGCAAGGCUAUAUUUUCCUCAUUUUACAACAUUUCGCAAUGAAACUUUGGAAUAUUACUAAUUUUGUGAUGCUCUUUCAAGCUGUGAUGAAAUUUUUGUCCAGACUUGUCUACAUCAAAAUUUCACUGAAAAGGGGAAAGGUCUAUUCGGACUAGCUGGACAAGAUUUCAAGUUCUCAUUUGAAAUAUUACAUCCGAUAUACUCCUGAGCAUGCUCCAACGUUCUCAAAUUUUGUCUGUUUUGAAAACAAUCAUAAUUCGUUUCUUCUUUUCUAGCAUGUUUCACCAUUCGCACGACUCGCAUUGACAAUCACAAGCUAGUUGGUUUUCUUUUGGAUACAUAUGCCGUCCAUCACGUCGCAGAAUGUGCCAUGAAGUGUCACGCUGUACAUGAUCGCUGUCAAUCAUUCAACUACUACUCUAUAUCACGGAUUUGUGAACUUAACCAUUCAAUUGACUUGCUGAAACAUCUUAUAGCAGCUCCUGGCGUGGCGUAUUACUACAGAAGCAACUGA